This is a messenger RNA of Echinostoma caproni, 703 nucleotides long. NCBI's taxonomy places the organism in Eukaryota, Metazoa, Platyhelminthes, Trematoda, Plagiorchiida, Echinostomatidae. The record is from the annotation of a GenBank genome assembly.
AGGGUGCGUGGACACCAGCCCGUACAACCCCGGCAAAACGUUGGAUGACAUGCCUCUUUUGGCUGACUACUCAAUUCAUCACCAGUACGCAUGUUUUGGAGAGGACACACAAUUAUUUUUCACGAUAAAAAUACUGGACGAGGGCAGACUGUUACAAAUAGUGACCAACGAUAGCGGACACGGAACACAUGUGGCUGCAAUGGCUGCGGCCUAUUUUCCAUCAAAGCAAUCGACCGAGCCGGUCUCGGAGUCAGACUCGUUACGACGCGAUGGAGUUGCUCCGGGAGCACAAAUUGUUAGCAUUAAAAUUUCCGAUUCCCGUCUCGGAUCCAUGGAAACGGGGAUCAGUUUGCUUCGUGCACUGGUUAUCUCUGGAAGGAUUAUUGUUGUGAAUCUGAUGCGUCCUCGUCUGUUUCAAACUUCGCAGAAAUUGUUCUUCAAGAUACGCUGGACUGUGCAUCUCAAAUGCGACGUGGUCAACUACAGCUUUGGAGAGCAUUGCGUGUGGCCCAAUGUCGGACGUCUAUCAAAACAUCUAAGUGAGUUGGUCAACUCAUACGGCAUUAUCAUGGUUGCCAGUGGUGGUAACAAUGGACCUGGUUUAGGAACAGUGGGUUCUCCUGGAGCUUCUGUCGAAUCUCUUAUCGGUAGGUUUCGAUUACUCAUUAUGAUUUUUAUGAUCCGUUUAUCAUGGUACUUCUAA